CAACUACAUCAUUAGAAACUAAUAUUUUGUGAUCGUGUUGUUUUAACAUUUGUAGGAAAUGCCUCAUGUCUUCUGAAAGCCUAAACACUGUCAUGCAAAUCAAACCCCUUCAUAAAUGAUUAGAGGUGUUCUCAGGAGAAGUGAGGAUCUGGGUUCAGGUUCAGAUCAAACCAUGUUCUCUACACUUCUACUCUUGCUGUUAACAGCUACAUCUGGUAUUAAAUGUAUUGAACUGGUUCAGCCUGCAGUCAUACUGGUUAAGCCUGGAGAAUCAUUUUCAGUCCCCUGUAAGAUCACUGGAUACUCAGCCACUAGUCAAUGUACUAACUGGAUACGACAAUCAGGACAAAAACUGGAAUUGAUCGGCUGGUACUGCAGCUCCAGUGAUACUGGCAGAAGCUCUUCCUUCAACACAAACAUGUUUGCUUCAGCUCCACUGCUGCUGCUGGCUCUCGCCCCCUAUGUGUUCUGUGCUACUGAGCUCAUCCAGCCAGACUCACUGCUUAUAAAGCCAGGAGAGACUUUAACCAUCACCUGUAAAGUGUCUGGAGCUUCUAUCACUGAUAGCAGCAGCCACUUUGGAACAGCUUGGAUUCGACAACCUGCAGGAAAAGCUUUAGAAUGGAUCAACAACAUUUAUUAUAGUGGGAGUAUUGAUAAGAAAGAUUCACUUAAAGACAAGUUUGUGGUCUCUCGAGACACUUCCAGUAACUCUGUGACCUUACGGGGACAGAACAUGCAGACUGAAGACACAGCUGUGUAUUACUGCGCUCGUGUAACACACAGUGACACGACAAGCUGCAGUGCUGCACAAAAACCUCAUCACAAUUCACUUCUUUAAUUAAAUAACA
Tachysurus fulvidraco (yellow catfish) is the source of this 851-nucleotide messenger RNA. RefSeq lists its product as uncharacterized. Gene Ontology annotation, cellular component: immunoglobulin complex, circulating; blood microparticle; external side of plasma membrane. Bases 116 to 841 code for a protein of 241 amino acids. Lineage: Eukaryota; Metazoa; Chordata; Actinopteri; Siluriformes; Bagridae. Gene Ontology annotation, molecular function: antigen binding; immunoglobulin receptor binding. The transcript is spliced from 5 exons. The record is from RefSeq and is a predicted model, not a curated record. Gene Ontology annotation, biological process: phagocytosis, recognition; defense response to bacterium; innate immune response.